AUGGCGGCGGACGGUGACGAAGUGAUUAGUGAUCAGGAAAAAGUGAAAAUUGUUUCAGAUUUCAUACUACAUUCACCACCGGGCGAAUUUAACGAAGUAUUCAAUGACGUGAGAGUACUUCUAAACAAUGAUAGUCUACUGAAGGAAGGCGCCAGUGGAGCAUUCGCGCAGUACAAUAAAGAUCAGCUCACGCCCGUGCGCCUUGAAGGUUCUGAACUUCACACGCUUAUAACUGACCAUAAUGAACUCGGUGGUGGCAGAUUUUUUGAUCCACGCUCCAAAAGAUCGUUUAAGUAUGAUCAUUUACGCAAAGAAGCAUCGGAGUACGAACCGUAUGAACCGGACCGAGUGGCUGAGCCUUGGCGAGCGGCAUUGGAUGAAGAGUUGACAGCUUACGUGGCUGCUCAUUACAAACACGGUGCCAGUCUAGUCGUAGGCCGAGCUCUUGACUCUAAUACCGUAUCUCUUGUGGCGUGUAUCGAAGACCAUCAGUUCCAGCCGAAAAACUAUUGGAACGGCCGGUGGCGCUCCGUUUGGUCGCUGACUGUAGGUGCUGGUGCAGCGGAACUACGUGGUAUGCUGCGCGUUCAAGUACAUUAUUAUGAAGACGGUAAUGUACAGUUGGUGAGCUCCAAAGAAGUUCGCGCGCCUUUAGUAGCAACAGGGGAAACUGCAACAGCAAAAGAAUUUGUUCGAUUAGUGUGUGAUGCGGAAAAUGCGUAUCAAACAGCCAUUUCAGAUAAUUACAAGACAAUGAGCGAUACCACAUUCAAAGCACUAAGAAGGCAAUUGCCAGUAACACGUAGUAAGAUCGAUUGGGCCCGUCUCGUAUCCUACACAAUCGGUAAGGAGUUGAAGAGCCAAUGA
Messenger RNA from Parnassius mnemosyne (clouded apollo), 867 nucleotides. Lineage: Eukaryota; Metazoa; Arthropoda; Insecta; Lepidoptera; Papilionidae. The record is from the annotation of a GenBank genome assembly.